GGCUCCGCCACAUCAUAUUUACACGGUUUAAAACAGAGCGGUGAUCUUUUCUCAACAUGCUGAGUUCAACCACUAUUUGUAUCUUUUUUUCACACUGACCCCAUGCGCACGGGGUGCUCCUCGAGGGAUGCAGGGUUUCCAAGACCUGUGAGAUGCAGGACUAUAGAUGUGUGUAUAAUGAACUAUAAAGGCAGGCAAGCGGCCACCAAGGAAACACAAGGCUGGGGCAGAUGUCCAGGGAAGAUGAAUCUGUGGCCGCCUCCCGAAAGCUGGUCGACGGGGACAGCUUGUGACCACGUCCUGGCAAAUCGGCUACCUCUCGUCCACCUCCGACCCAACCCCCGAGGCACCUGCUUUGCCAACCUCACCCAUCUGUACGAUGGCAGUGAGAGAAAUGAUAGAGUCUGCGACCUGCCUGUGAGGCAGUGAAGGCACGGAAACUGGAGCAGCGCAGGACCGGGGUUCGUGUACUUGAGGAUGAAUUCCACGGUGACCCAAGGACUGACCCAGGGCCACCAACUCAGGAAUCUGAGCCUGGGAGGCCUGCCCCCCAGUAAGGAUCCAUCAGGUGGCCGCAGCUCCUCUUCAGGAUGCUACGAGCAGCUCCUGAUCUCCACUGAGGUCUUUCUGACUCUGGGCAUUGUCAGUCUGCUGGAGAACAUCCUCGUCGUGGCGGCCAUCGUGAAAAACAAGAACCUACACUCGCCCAUGUACCUUUUCAUCUGCAGCCUGGCAGUGGCCGACAUGCUGGUGAGCGUCUCAAAUGCCUCGGAGACAAUAGUCAUGGCUCUGAUCACCGGAAGCCACCUGAGCAUCGGUGCCAGCCUGAUCAAGAGCAUGGACAACGUGUUUGACUCCAUGAUCUGCAGCUCCCUGCUGGCCUCCAUCUGCAGCCUGUUGGCCAUCGCCGUGGACCGCUACAUCACGAUCUUCUACGCCUUGCGUUACCACAACAUUAUGACAGUGCGCCGGGCCCUCACCAUCAUCUCGUGCAUCUGGACUUUCUGCACGGUUUCAGGCAUUCUCUUCAUCAUCUAUUCAGAGAGCACCACGGUGCUCAUCUGCCUCAUUACCAUGUUCUUCACCAUGCUGGCACUCAUGGCCUCGCUGUAUGUGCACAUGUUCCUGCUUGCGCGCCUGCACAUGAAGCGCAUCGCCGCCUUGCCCGGCAACGCGCCCGUGCCCCAGGCAGGCAACAUGAAAGGCGCCAUCACCCUUACCAUCUUGCUCGGUGUCUUUGUGGUCUGCUGGGCACCUUUCUUCCUCCACCUCAUCCUCAUGAUCUCGUGCCCACGCAACCCCUAUUGCGUCUGCUUCAUGUCCCACUUCAACAUGUACCUCAUUCUGAUCAUGUGCAACUCCGUCAUUGACCCGCUCAUCUACGCCUUCCGCAGCCAGGAAAUGCGCAAGACCUUCAAGGAGAUCUUCUGCUUCUGGCACAACCUGCCCAGCUGGUGUGUCUGCGAACUGCCGAGUAAGUACUGAGAACAUGUUGUCCCACCUUCGAACCAUCGAGGAAACUGUUAUAUUUUUUUCAAGUGCACCAACGGGAGUUGAGAGGAGCAAUAUUUUUUACCUGAUUUUCUCGAGAGUUGGCUUGUAGGGGAUUCACAAACGCAUUCCCACACGAUGGCCUCUGUUGCAUGGUUCAUGAGGUAGGUUAACACAACCAUCACUGCAAGAGUAAUACUCAUUUUACAUCAGUUUUUUUCUAGAUGUACUGUAGACUUUACUGCACACGACCCUGAAACAAUCACAUAGGUUACGCGAGCACAGAGAAAAACCUUGGAAAUCACCGAAACUUUAAUAUUCGGACUUAAAAUCCGCAAAGCAUCCGCCUCUACGUUAUGAUUAUCAGUUGUACUUUGUUUGCAGGUUUUGGGAGUGCAUGAAAUUGCAUGGAUUUACUAACCUCUCGACCCAUUCCUGAGCAGUGCACUUUGUGACAGUGUCAUUUCUGUUUUUCACAGUAAAACUAAAAAUGUUGCCAAGCAUGAUAAAACUCGACAGUUAAAUGACUGCUGAGUUGUAACUCGCAGUAGAAAUUUACUGUCUCUGCUUGUGGUAAAGCCGUCAGUGGUGCCGACACAUAAUGUUUACAAGCAUUCUACAAGCUGUUUUACUUCUAUUUUUAUCAUUAUUCUUAUAUUGAGGCUUGGUAGUAGGAGAGGAG
This is a messenger RNA of Scleropages formosus (Asian bonytongue), 2173 nucleotides long. It is a transcript of the gene mc4r, whose product is annotated as melanocortin 4 receptor. Lineage: Eukaryota; Metazoa; Chordata; Actinopteri; Osteoglossiformes; Osteoglossidae. The record is from RefSeq and is a predicted model, not a curated record. Gene Ontology annotation, molecular function: melanocortin receptor activity. Gene Ontology annotation, cellular component: membrane. Bases 478 to 1485 code for a protein of 335 amino acids. Gene Ontology annotation, biological process: G protein-coupled receptor signaling pathway. The transcript has 3 exons.